AUGGUGAAGGGGUUAGGAGUUCCAUUUGUGAUAUACGUGGUCAUCACAGAUGUACGUGGUCAUCUCGUACACGCAGAGGAAUUUCAACACGGCGUUGCUCUCUCUUUCUGCUCACCUUUCCUUCCCCUGCAUCGCUACACUCCUCCCCUUGCACUCACUCCCCACCAGAGAUGUACAUGGUCAUCUCGUAUACGCAGAGGGACUUCACACGGCUCCCCUCCCCUUUUAGUUGCUUAUCUCCCUCCCUCUACAUGCAUAUCCCCCGCCCCUCCCACCAGAGAUGUACGUGAGAUCAUCUCAUACACGCAGAGGGACUUCAACACGGCUAACCUCCCCUUUCUCCUUUCUCUACCUGCUUACCCCCCCCCCCAACACCCACAAACCCCCCCACCAGAGAUGUACGUGGUCAUCUCGUACACGCAGAGGGAUUUCAACACGGCGCUAUCAGCCAAGAAGCAGACCGACUUCUACCACGCGGUCUUCAAGUUCAUCAUCAUCAUAGUCGUUGCUGCGCCCUUCUUCGCUCUCUUCGACUACGUCCAGGAGCUGCUGUCCCUCGAGUGGCGCCUGUGGCUCACCAACCUGCUGCUCUCCAGAUACUUUGCCAACCAUGCGUUUCUGGAUUUGAAGAUGGCCGGGAAACUUGACAACCCCGAUCAACGUAUCUGCGAGGACGUGAAGCACUUUGUGCGGACGUCCCUGAAUAUUAUCAUCACGCUGAUAGAGAAGAUGAUGAACCUCGUCGCCUUCGCCUACGUACUCUGGGACAUCUCUCCCCCGCUGGUCUGGUUCCUGCUGGCCUAUGCAGUCUCAGGCACGUUUGUGGUGGUCAGAGUGUUUGGCAAGCGACUUACCUGGCUGCAAUUCCAGGGCUUUCAACGGGAGGCAGACCUGCGGUACUCCCUGGUGCGAGUGAAGGACAACGUGGAGUCAAUCGCGUUCUACCGGGGAGAGGUCAAGGAGGAGGCGUCGGCCAAGUCCUUCCUGCACCGGGUAGCUCUCAACGUGCGCAACCGCCUCGUGCUGCAGUUUCACCUCUCCUUCUUCACAAAUCUCUACGACUUCGCCACCAUCUUUGUCCCCGCUGUCAUCGUGGCACCAAGAUACUUCUCUGGGGCUGUUGAGUUUGGGGUGAUUUCUCAGGCCAGCUAUGCCUUUCACACGGUCUACAUGGCUCUCAGUGUCAUUGUCAUGCACUUUCACGCCUUCAGUGAGCUGGCAGCGGAGACAGAGCGUCUGGAGAGUCUACUCUCGUCCCUCUCCGACUUUGCAGCAGACGACGACUCGAGCAAGCUCUUUUCGCAUGCCUCCUCCCACGGCCCCUCCCACCCCCCUCACUCCCCCUCUCACCCUUCUCUCUCUAAAUCAACCACCGAAGAUCCCUCCUCUCUUUCCUCCACCUCCACACACUCUCUGGCUCUCGGUCAUUCCCUCUCUCUCCAGCCCUCCCAUACCACCUCCGCUUCCUCCUCCUCUCUCGCCCCCACCCUCACGGGGCAAAGGCUUGCCGUUCGUCACACUUCUGAAUCCUCACCUGCUCUCACAUCAGCAGCAGAAGCAUCGGCAGGCUCUGUUGUUUCAGGUGUUUUGCCAGGUGGUUCUCACGGGGAGGGUGCCCCUCUGCUGGAGUUGACUGCCAUGGAGGGAAGCGCAGGUGGUGGCGGUGCUGCUGCUGCAGCUGAAAGAGAAGCUGCUCUUAUUGAAUGCACCACUGCAACAGGUCGCAUUCAGCGCAUAGAAGGCCCGUGCCUCACACUCACCUCUGUCAUCAUCCGCACACCCAACCUCCGCCACACCCUCUACCCCUCCUCCCUCUCCUUCUCCCUCCCCCCCGGCGCAUCCCUCCUCGUCAUGGGUCCCUCCGGCUGCGGAAAAUCGUCCCUCCUGCGAGCCAUUGCCGGCCUGUGGAAAUUCGGCGAAGGAACCAUCGAGUCUCCGCCGCCCGGGAAAACCUUUUUCCUGCCCCAGAAACCAUAUAUGCCGUUAGGAACGCUCAGGGACCAGCUGGUUUUCCCAGGAAACGCUCUUGAGGGAGGUGGAGGGGGAGGGGGAGGGGGAGGAGGCGGAGGGUUGGAGGGAGAGGGGAGCAAUGGUGAGGAGGGAGGGAGGAGUGUGAGGGGGGAUUUUUCGGACAAAGAGCUAUUGCAUGCGCUGCAAGAGGUUUCACUUCCAGAUUUGGCUGAAAGAGUGGGAGGGCUGGCUGUGGAGUGUGACUAUUCGGAUAUGCUUUCGAUGGGGGAGCAGCAGCGGGUGGCGUUCGCUCGUCUUCUUCUGCAGCGGCCGUACAUGGCGUUUUUGGACGAGGCGACAAGUGCGUUGGAUGGGCGAAAUGAGGCGCGGCUGUAUGGGAUGAUGCGGGAGCGGGUGAAGUCGUUUGUCAGUGUGGGACACAGGACGAGCUUAAUUAGAUUCCACACUUUGGUUCUAGCGUUCGACGAGGAUGGCGAGGGGUGGGAAGUGGUCACUUCGGAGGAGUUUGCGAGAAGAAAAGGGUUCUGA
Molecule: messenger RNA, 2499 nt
Organism: Closterium sp. Naga37s-1
Lineage: Eukaryota; Viridiplantae; Streptophyta; Zygnematophyceae; Desmidiales; Closteriaceae
Source: the annotation of a GenBank genome assembly